CAUCCCUCUCUCCCUCCCUCCGUCCGCGACGCUGCUCGCCAUCCCUCUCUCCCUCGCUCUCCGUCACUUCCUCCCGGGCCCAGAGCCCUGUCCAUAUGCCUGCUGCUGAUUGGCCGACAGAGUCUCUGAGAGGUGGAGCCGACAGUCAGGUUCUAGAGCCAAGUAGAACAACCAGCACAGAGAAGAACCUACCUGGUAACUGGACAGAACAGAACCAGAUGACCGCUAGAGCCAAAAUGGAGGACAACCUAACUACAACCUGCACCUAUGAGAACCAGAUGACCGCUAGAGCCAAAAUGGAGGAGAACCUAACUACAACCUGCACCUAUGAGAACCAGACGACCGCUAGAGCCAAAAUGGAGGAGAACCUACCCACAACCUGCACCUAUGAGAACCAGACGACCGCUAGAGCCAAAAUGGAGGAGAACCUAACUACAACCUGCACCUAUGAGAACCAGACGACUGCUAGAGCCAAAAUGGAGGAGAACACGGCGGGGGCCAGCACAGUGACGAGAGCAAACUUCUCCACACCCCCCCACAGCCCUGCACAUGGGCCCUUCCAGACCGUCUCCACACCCCCCCACAGCCCUUCACAUGGGCCGUUCCAGACUGCCUUCCCAUUGGUCGAUCGUGCCCAUCAUCUCACAUCGACUGCCUCCCCAUUGGUUGAAUGGAACGAGCCGUGCCAGUCUCAGGAAGAUACAACGUCUGUUUUACAACAUAUAGACACUCUAAAGGGUGCGGUGGAAGGUUGUGUGUAUGACGUGUGUGCAGUGCGUUCGCCAUCUGGAGGCCAGUGUGUGUGUUUGUGGAGUUGGAUGUGA
Clupea harengus (Atlantic herring) is the source of this 824-nucleotide messenger RNA. RefSeq lists its product as uncharacterized. The transcript is spliced from 3 exons. Bases 96 to 824 code for a protein of 242 amino acids. Gene Ontology annotation, molecular function: protein binding; DNA binding. Gene Ontology annotation, cellular component: nucleoplasm. Gene Ontology annotation, biological process: double-strand break repair via homologous recombination. The record is from RefSeq and is a predicted model, not a curated record. NCBI's taxonomy places the organism in Eukaryota, Metazoa, Chordata, Actinopteri, Clupeiformes, Clupeidae.